AUGUCCGGCAUGGCCCACAAGUCGUGUGCAGACAACCCCUCUAGAAUUACAGGCCCGAUGUUUGCAAGAAUUUUCAGCACAGCUCGGGGAUUUCUUUCUACUACACCAGAAAGUGAGAAAGAAGAGCCUCAGCUAGCCUCAAGAAUUAACACCUCGAUGGUUGCAACAAGACGGCGUGGUGAGCUACCACCCUUAGGGGAGUCUGCAACGCAGCACGAUGGUUCAAUCAGUACACCAAGAACGCGAAAAAGGAGAUCGAUGGAGAUAACCAGCCCUGUUGUCGCCGAGGAAGAUAAUGAUGAGCCCCCAGAAGUAGUCUCAAGUACAGCAAAGCGAAGAAGAACGGGCAAGUCGAUAGGAACACCCGUAAAGAAGCUUGAAAUCAGAACGAAAGAUACUCGGCCCGUUGUAGAAAUACCAUUUAUGGACCCAAUUCCAGUAUCUGAGUUAAGUACGCCGACUGCAGAGGCGGUGAAGAUCGUUGUACCGAAUGAGGAGUCUGAAAUGGAGGAGGAUGCUGGAGAAGUCAAUACUGCAAAUGCUUCUAUAUCAAUGUCGUUUGAGGUACCUGUAUCACAACUAGAUAUACAGACUACGCCGAAGAGCGGCAGUCCGCAACCAUCCGAUUUGAGAGAACAGCCGACCCCAUCAAAAACCCAACCACCAGUUCCCAUUCCAGCAAACACACCGUUUGAUACGCCUGGUUUGUUACCGGAGGAAUUCCUGCAAGAUGAUGAGGACGAUGAAGAGGAGGAGGUAGAAAUGAAGGCUCUGCAACUGUCAAGUGUCCCUGUCAAAGCGAAAAAGACUACAUUUGCGGAUCUAGCACCAAUACCCAAAGAUCGCCGAAUCGGCUCCACAACAUAUAAGGUUACGAAAGUCAGGAAUUCUAAUCUAGCACCACCAUCAUUAACGCAAGCCCGGAAAACAAAAGAAGCUUGGCUUCAAGGUCGUGCGGGAACUAAAUUCGGCACCAAUAGGAAACCUUUCUCCAAGGGCUUUUUUGUUUCAAAGAAAUGA
Glarea lozoyensis ATCC 20868 is the source of this 1020-nucleotide messenger RNA. RefSeq lists its product as uncharacterized. The record is from RefSeq and is a predicted model, not a curated record. NCBI's taxonomy places the organism in Eukaryota, Fungi, Ascomycota, Leotiomycetes, Helotiales, Helotiaceae. Gene Ontology annotation, biological process: rRNA processing. Gene Ontology annotation, molecular function: snoRNA binding. The transcript is spliced from 2 exons. Bases 1 to 1020 code for a protein of 339 amino acids.